AUUAUGUAAAUGCUCGGUCAUUGGUGUUCAAGUCACGUCAUAGCCUCGGACCAGCUCACUUCUGUGAGAUCACUUUGGACGUGUCAUCAAAUCUUACGCUGCUUCCGAGACAUUCUCAGAAGCUUCCCGGGCUCAGCGCAUGAAAUCGGACCCUGAAUAACAAGAAACUCACUUCCUUUGGUUCCUAAAGCUUUUAAACAGGAACACUACAUGUCAGGACUGGCCUAUUCAUUUUCUACUCAAAUCCCUGGAGCACUUUUCUUGCUUUUUGGUGAAGGAAAUCCACUUGGAAUCCAACAUAACAUCAACUCCAAUCUUCUCCCAUCACUCACCUUCUCCCGCAACUAUGUGCUAUUGAUCGGAUGUAAUAUUUCACUUACUCUUCAAUUCUAUGGUGUUCUCUGAACCUGUCACUGACGCAAGAGCGUGGCAAGAGUCAUUUAUCAAAAUUGUUUUCACUUGUUGUCAGGUGGUUCUUUCAUUCGGAGAAUCCCCCGUGACGGAGUAUGUUUGAAAAAAAGGAUAACACAAUAACAGUCACCUAGGGGCAGGCUGGCUUUUUUCCAUUUGUCUUGAAACAUCAUUACGGUUGAGAGCGUCAACAAUAUUCACGCGAUGGGAUAUCCAGCUUUGUUGCGGAUCGCUUAGCUUGAACAUCUACGCGUGUGUGGUCUUGACUUUGUUUGGAGAAGUCUCUUUUCUAACGUCGCCAUGAAAUUAAUUCGUGUGUACUUUGCUGAACAAGCAAGCAUUGAGGUGGUUAUUAUUCUGAAAUGUAAACACUUCUAGGAAUUGAUAGAAAGUUAAUGCUAUUUCUAGCUAACACAUUAGCCACCUUUGUGUUCUAUUGCCCCUCGCAAGCCUGCAGGCACGUCUCCUCUUCGCCGCGCUCUGUUCGCAUGCCAGCGCAGCGGCGGCCAUCGCACGCUGUCUGAGGCUAAAUAUAGCCACCCCAUCUCAGACUACAUGAUGUCAUCGCUGAGCUGACAGGCCGCCUAACGACGGUCGACCAAUUACAGCGGCUGUCUUUCCAAACAAUUGAUCACAAUUUUGUUUUUCCCAGCUUUCUCUGGCUGACAGCUUUUGGUUUUUUUUUACACUCACGCUGACACUAAGCCAAUCAUCACCUCAUUGAUUGUCACAUGCAAGUCACGCCAUGGAUAAUAACAGUUGGUACCCCCCCCCCUGCAAUAGCAUUAGCUGCUAACCGCUAGCAAUAUAUUCCGUCACUUGUUAUCAAGUCUCUAAUGUCGAACUUAUUAUUACACUUGCAAACAGCAUAGUCAACCUGCUAGCUUAGCUGAUAUAAAUAGGUCCAAUCCGAAUUAAUUGCAAGUCUUGCCGGAAUCGGAUGUGCGUAUUGGGCAUGAGAUGUUCCGCUAAAACUCAUUUGCAUGUGUGGUCCUCUGAGGAUUUGGCAGGGGCGGGGGUGCGGAUGCUGCUCAUUCAGAGCCAUUGUUCCUUGCCACCAAAGCGCGUGUGUGUGUGUGACUGUGUAUGCGGGCUGCUGCAGCAUCUCUGCAUUGCUCCCCCUCCCCUCCUCAUCCUCACACCGCCUCCCUCCGCCCCGCGGAGGGAGGCAGCAGCAUGCCGGGCUCGGUGCAUGCGCAGGGCGAAUUGGGAUGCUGUGCCGCCGGAGCCGAGAGCUGCAAGGACGAGGUGGAACGUCUGCCCCGCUUGCGGCGACUCUUUCUCAGCUGUAAUAACAUCAGCAGUCUCCACCAGCUAGGCUGCUCCAGGGAGCCGCUCUCCCUUUCCGAACUUACCCUGGAUGGGAACCCCGUAGCCCUGGAGACAUGGUACAAGCAAGCUGUCCUGCGCUGUGUGCUUCACCUCAGACAGCUGGACAUGAAGCGCAUCACGGACGAGGAUCGGCGCAUGGCUGGUGUGCAGGCUCGGAAAGAGGAGGAGAAGAAGAAGGAGAGUCACAAGCAGACCAUUCAUAAGGAGAAGCGGCGUCUUGCCAUCCGUAAUGCGGCGCAGCAGUGGGAGGGCGUCGUCGCCGCCUGCCUGGAGCUGCCGUCGACAUGUACGACAACCAACGGCGCCAAAGAAGAAGUCAGCCCGGAGAACAGCCCCGCCCACUGCCACACGCAGACCAACGGGUUAGCUCAGGAGCCUUCGCCCGAUGAGCCACGACGGGUGAGUCCGGGUUUUGGACCGGAACGGAUGACGGGUGGACCCGAAAACCGUUUCCGCACCAACAGCCGUCCAAACAGCCCUCGAGAUCCAAAGCCCACGGAAGCAGGAAGCGUGACGAGCCUGUCGCUGUCCGACAGUCAUCUGGCCGAGCUGGACGGCGACACCUUGCGCUUGUUCGGCCCGGGUGCCCUGGAGGCACUGGAGAGGGGCUGGGGGGUGCAGACGGCCGGCGCCGUCACCGUCAUCGCCUUCCGUUACAUCCACUUUGACGCCAUCGUACCAACGCUGCCCAGGAUCAGGGUCAAGUUCCCCAAUCUGGCGCAUCUCAUUUUCCUGGAAGCCAACAUCAGCCGCCUGCCACAGUUGGCCGCAGUGGCUCAGGUUCGCCGUCUGGACCAGCUGACCAUACACCCGCAGGGCAACCCGGUGGUGGGCCUCGCCUUGUGGCGCUCCUUCGUCAUCUACCGUCUCCACCAUUUUAACCUGCAGAAGAUCAACGGUCAGGAGGUCACCAUGAAUGAUGUCAUCGCUGCCGAGCGCGUCUUCGGUACGCUGGGCCACGUAGCGGCUACCGAGACACCGCGCUGCCGUCUUCUCUUGCUGCUGGAGGAGUCCAGGAAGCGGCAGCUGCAGUUCCUGUUGGAGGGGCGCGGCCGGCGCGCGGGGCUCAGCCCGGAGGAGCUGCGGGACAACGGGAAGCUAGCGGGCGAAGGCCUGAGCCGAGCACUCUUCAACUAUCCGAGCCGGGACGGCAGCACAGACAGCCCGGAGGAAGGCGCCGCCGAGGCAUCCGAGCGCGGCGCCACCGUGGACCUGUACCUUCAGGAUCUGGUGCGCCGGGCUUCAGAGACUAACGUGAAGGGCGAGGCCCUGCACCGCCUGUGGCCCAGCAUGUUCGCCGAGAUGGUGCGCGACUGCGUGCUGGAGAUGCACGACCGAGAAGCCUUCCGCCAAGCCAGCCUUGCCAAGCUGUCCAAGUGAAUGAGGACAGCUCGUGAUUGCCAUCAUGACCCGUAACGACACACACACACACGCACG
Molecule: messenger RNA, 3180 nt
Organism: Syngnathus acus (greater pipefish)
Lineage: Eukaryota; Metazoa; Chordata; Actinopteri; Syngnathiformes; Syngnathidae
Product: leucine-rich repeat-containing protein 49
Exons: 11
Coding region: 1498-3123 (541 amino acids)
Biological process (GO): mRNA splicing, via spliceosome
Molecular function (GO): U2 snRNA binding; protein binding
Source: RefSeq, a predicted model, not a curated record